UACAAGUGUUGCCUGGUCUGAAAAAAAAAAAAGACCAAGUCCCGUCCCGUGCCCGCAAGAAGACAUCAACUACGGGUCUUCGGUUCGGUGUGUUGUACACGUUCUGGAAGUCGUGUUCUCUGGUGCGUGCGAGGAACAGACGGCUCCCAAGAAGCUGCUGAUAAAGUUGAUAACGCGAUAGAGAACGGGUGAACACCCCGUGCUCGAGUGAUGUGCGAAAAAAUGUGCACUUGGAACGGAUUAAAGUGACCUGAAUGCAUACCCCUAGGAAGAUUCGGGUUCGCUUUUUUUCAUGAGCUUUAAAGUUUAGCGUUGGUUGGUGGCGAAAGUGGUUGAGAGAGCGCACUCGAGUAACAGCAGCAGCAGCAGCCGCCGCCGCAGAAGUUUAUUUUCCCGCGCGUCGUGUCACACCAGAUGACCAACGUCGGUACAGAUGAAGGCAGAAAAGAAUCCGAAGGCCGAUAUUAUGAAAUUUCACAACUACAGUAGCCCACCAGAGAAAGGCAAGACACGAUCCGGAACAGCAGCAGCAGCAGCAACCGCAGUAUCGACGGAGCAGACUUCGUCCCAGCUGGCGUCCAAGUCGCAGCAACAGAUCAGUCUGAAGAAGAAAAUCACACCCGAGCAGCUGCUCCAGCUGCAGCAAGCCCAGUCGGAACCGCUGGCGAAGCGCCUCCGCGCCGAGUCCGUUCCCGGUGAGGGCGGCGCUACCGAGGAGGAGGAGGAGCUAGACACGUCCGCGACCGAGUCCGAGACGGAGAUGGACCAGACGGCGGUAGUGGAGGAGGAGGAGAUGGAGGUUACGCCGGCGACGACACAGCGGUUAGACGCGAGCACGUUGAAGGCGGCGAGGGGAGCGACCACGACGAUCCUGAUGGCCACCAGCGCGGACGAUGCCGACGACGACAGCAUGGGUCGGAAGAAGGUGAAGCGAAAAGUGCCCGGAAAAGCGCCGGCCGCCAACAACACGUCCACCAAGGCCAAGCUGCAGAUGGUGCACGAGUUUCCGACGCUAUUUCUCGGCCUGCGACGCAACCGGAUCUUCCUGGUGAACUCGCUCGCGCAGAGCUUCGAGCUGAACCAGCGGGACAUCAUCCUGACGUUGCGGAAAAUCAAACUAAACGAACAGUACGCCCGGUUAGCGGCCGUCUUCGGUCUCACCGACAGCGAGGUGGAGAUUCUGUUCCGUACGAGUGUGCCUAAAAUAGCCGACUGUUUGCGAAAUUUCAUCGUCUGGCCGGACGAUAUCACGAUGAAGCUGAACGUCCCGAUCAACCUGCGGCAGCACUUCAACAAGAUCCAUCUCAUCCUGAACUACCUGGUCAUCAAGGUGCGGCAAAACGCCGUCAAACACCUGUCCCAAGCCCAAACGGAAUCCUCGUACUGCGAGCUCGACCAGUGCCACAAGCUCAAGUACCUGGUCGCGUCCACCCUGGACGGGUGCGUCUGCUUCGUGUCCCGAGGCUUCGGCAUCCAAACCGACGACGAGGCCGUCCUCGCCCAGUCCGGCUUCCUCACCAAGUUCAAAACCAACACCAACCUGAUCGCCGGCAAAAACUUCCACAACUUCGAGGACCGCCUCACCAACGGCAACGACCACGACCACGAGAACAACAACGGCGCCGCCGCCGGCUCCGACUCCGACCUGGAACGCACCCUCACCACCAACAACGACGACGACAACUUCGAGGAGAUCGUCUCGGAAAAGAUCAGCAAAAGCCGGACGUUCAAGCUGAAAAACUACAUCGAGAGUGUGCUGGAGAGCUUCCAGGCCCACCUCAUCCUCUCGCCCACGUCCUGCGUGGACGGCAAAACGCUCGAGCUGCUCGACGACGUCGUCGUGAUCGUCGGCGCGCUCAUCAACCUGCAGAAGCAGGAGGUCGAAUAAAGCCGCGCCCGACCGGCACGUGUCUAUGUGUAAGCUAUACUAAUCUAAUCAUAUCGUUACGAGAGUUUGUGGAAGGUUCCAAACGCAACCUUCUUGGAACACGGCCUCUUUUGCCCGUUUUACCUUGUUGACGACGGAUGCACUGAACUGAAAUGUGUUGAAGAUCGAAAAGGGCGCCACGGGCUCGCCAAGGAUGGCGAGCUCGAAUAUUGUAGAUAAAUUAUUAUUAUUAUUGAUUAUAUACAACUAACCGCUAGAAACACCCUAACACACAUCUACACACACACUCAACCAAGCAAACAAUAAAGUUUAUCGAUGGAAUAUUUACGAAAAUGAACGCAGUGAUUUCACGUUGGAAUGAAGAGAGAAAGUCUGCUCGGCUGGUUAAGAGCAAAAAUGCCGGUUCUAUGGAAUUGCCUGUACAAAAUUCGUAGAUUUUCUAACCAUUAUAAUAUAUUUACGGAUUUAAUCUUCACUGAAAUGGCCUCAAUCCGAAAUGGCCGGGAACCCUCCGAGAUGUUCCGAAGGGGGGGACAUUUAAAAUUUGGCAGAAUCGGCCACAAUUCAAAUUUCAAAUGUUUUGUCAUUCUGGUCAUGUCUAAAACAUACCCACCUGUACCCUUUUUCAAGUUGUGAUUUUUCCAAAGCUCGUGCUUGCCAUUUCAUUAGGGCACAUAACUUUUUUAGGCAAGAGUGUGUCCCUUUCACACCUUAUGUAAACUGUCAUUUGAGUGAAAGGGGCACACAAUUGUUUACAAAAGUUAUGUGCCCUUUUUGAAAUGUUAGGCUCCAAUUGUUCAACAGAACCGAAAAUGAUUAUGGACAUUUCACGCAGAAAAAUAUUUUGUAGAAUCAGCCUGUACGAGGCUUGAUUCAACCAAAAUUUUGUUGAAUAUAAUCAACGCCGAUUUUGCGUUGAAAUAAACCUUGAUUUUCUCAAUUCCACAAAAAUCUUUUGUUGUUUUGAAAAAGUUGCUUUGACGUUUAGCGUUGAUUCAACAAAAAUCUUGGUUUUCGAAUCAACAAAACGUUUUGUUGAUUCAAAUAUGCCUUAUUUUUCUGCGUGUUAAAGUUGACUGGACUAUUGCCGGGUUUCCCCGAGGAGGUUCUAUUUAAGGAGGAAUGGCUCGAAUUUCUUU
This is a messenger RNA of Culex pipiens pallens (northern house mosquito), 3027 nucleotides long. RefSeq lists its product as uncharacterized. Bases 434 to 1888 code for a protein of 484 amino acids. The transcript is spliced from 3 exons. NCBI's taxonomy places the organism in Eukaryota, Metazoa, Arthropoda, Insecta, Diptera, Culicidae. The record is from RefSeq and is a predicted model, not a curated record.